Molecule: messenger RNA, 555 nt
Organism: Dentiscutata erythropus
Lineage: Eukaryota; Fungi; Glomeromycota; Glomeromycetes; Diversisporales; Gigasporaceae
Source: the annotation of a GenBank genome assembly
GAAAUGGCUAUUCAAAAAAUUGUUUGGAAUGAGAAACUAAUAAAUUUUUGGGAUAAAAGUCACAUAUCUCUAGACUUCAAUAUUUAUAAAACCAUUAGUCAACAAGAAGAAUAUCGAAAAAAUAUGAUUAGAAAUGAUUCAUCUCUUACAGAAAAUGAAAAGAAAUUUUUACUAGAUGAAUUUGCAGAAAAAAAUAAUUUUAGAAAUUGGAGAUCUGGAAAUGAAGAAAUUGACAAAUUAAUUCAAGAAUGUCAACAAAAAACUGUUUCACCCCAACAUGUCAUUGAAUGGAUUGAUUAUGAUCAAUUUGAGAAUAUAGAUUAUUUAACGGAAGGAGGAUGUGCUACUAUUUAUACAGCAAUAUGGAAAGUUGGACGCUAUUAUAAAUGGAAUUCGGAAAAACAAAUAUUAGAAAGAUUUGGAAGACGAAAGGUUAUUCUUAAAAGAUUAAAUAAUUCAAAUAACAAUAAUAUACAUUGGUUUCAAGAAGUAACUUUAAAUUUUACACUUGAUAAUACUUUUCAAUUACUUGCUGCAUGUCGUGGAUUAACUUAA